UUUCCGCGGAUUAGAAAAACAGUUUAUUCUUAUGUUUUUAAAAAGAUAGCUCCAAGGUAGUAUAAACUAGGAAGAAAUGGAGAUCAGUCGUCUUUUGAGUGAUCCCACCGAGGAAGAGGAACCUAUCAGUAAACAAUUGACAAUACUCAUUGAACGCCGCAAAUCUGAGGAGAAGAGGAAAGCCCUCGGUCAUUGGGACAUACUACGGAAGUCCAUCAGAAAGACGAUAGAUGCCGUAAAGGAGUCUGACUUGAAGAAUAAAAAUGUGUCUCAUGGAAUUCACCACCUGCGCAAACUUAACCAUGACCACUCUAUUAAAUCAGUAGCCUUUAUGAAGGAUAGAAAAGAAUACCUGACCACAGAUGGAGGGAAUGUAACCAUUUUUUUGGAGGAUGGCCGCAAAAAGGCUACGUACAUUCCAGAAGAAACAAUGGACACAAUCAUAUAUUGUUCCCACUCUGACCAGUUUGUAGGAUUCACCAAAGGAGAUGAUGAACUUUUCCUGAUGAAUAAAGACUUUGAAAUCAUCUCUCAAGCAAGAAAUCCAUGCAAAAUAAAUUUAGCCAAGUAUAACCACAACACAAUGGAAUUUGUAACAUUUGGACCAGGGUAUUUUGUGUGUUGGGCUUUCCGGUAUGGUGCAAGACAUCUUAUACCUCGAAAGAUGAACAAAAUAGUAUUCACAGCCGACAAUGCUUUCUCUCAUCUUGUUUUGGAAGAAACUGCCAGCCGUCAGCAGCGCUGUUACCUGUCUCAUGGCAAAGAUGUUGUGGUUUACAAUGUAUUUGCGGGAAAUCAACUCACGAUGAAAAAAGAUCUCCAUGAGCGAAUGAUAACAGGGAUGACAUUUUUUAAUCCACUGAAGUAUUUAAUCACUGGAGCUAAAGAUGGAUCCAUCAAAGUGUGGGACAAUGAGUGGUACCUAAAGAUGGUGUUUGUGGGGCACACCAGGGCUAUUUCUGUAUUGUGUGUGUAUCCGGAUGGCCCUGCCAUUAUAUCAGCCAGUCAUGAUUGUACUGUCAGAGUCUGGAACCUGGAUUCCUGUGAUGAGGUGGACAGAGCUAAGUUAGAUGCACCAGCCAUUGGAAUGUCGACAGAGCUGAAUUACUUUGUAUUCUUUACUUACUCUUGGAAAACAGUGGACUUAUGGAGAAUUCAGCACUUGUUCAGCAUUCAUACUUCAAUUGGACAAAGAGUGGUAGCCAUCAAACAGACAAGUCACCCCCACCACCCGAUUCGGUCCCUGGUGGUGAGCAGGGACAGUAGUGUCCGCCUCAUCACCCCUCCUAAUGGGGAGGUCCUGACCACCCUACUGCUGGACCCAGCCAAGGGCAUCGUAGACGCAGCUUAUGCAAUCAAUGAAGAGAAAUUAUUUGUUGUUCUGAACAAUGGAGAUAUCCUGAAAUGCUGUACAAAAAUCAAUCCUGUCAGAAUUGAGAAAACCUGGAAAAUUCAGAACCCCAGGGAGGCUUGUAACUAUCUUCUGGUGUAUGAGUAUGUCCCAGACUUCAAGGCUGAUGCCUGGGCAGCAUUCAAACGAGGGUUAGCAACAAACACGAUAGGCGACAAUAGUUCCCAGACCAGCCGGGCUAAAACCAUUCUGCUGGGUGGAAGGAAGGAUGGCCACAUCUGUGUGUUUGAUUGGGAUGAUGGAAAAGUUAUUUUUAGUAUUGAUGCUCAUGGAGUGAAAGGGGUUUUAAGCAUGAAAGCAAAUUCCAAGCAAGAUCAACUUAUAUCUGCUGGCAAAGGUAAAAUCUACAGGCUACACUGA
Saccostrea cuccullata (small rock oyster) is the source of this 1771-nucleotide messenger RNA. Its product is annotated as WD repeat-containing protein 97-like. Bases 77 to 1771 code for a protein of 564 amino acids. The record is from RefSeq and is a predicted model, not a curated record. Gene Ontology annotation, molecular function: protein binding. The transcript has 12 exons. NCBI's taxonomy places the organism in Eukaryota, Metazoa, Mollusca, Bivalvia, Ostreida, Ostreidae.